AGCUGACUUUGGUGUUUCUGCAAAAAAUGUGAAGACUCUACAGAGAAGGGAUUCCUUCAUUGGAACUCCAUACUGGAUGGCUCCUGAGGUGGUGAUGUGUGAGACUAUGAAGGAUGCUCCGUACGAUUACAAAGCAGAUACCUGGUCUUUAGGAAUAACGCUGAUUGAAAUGGCUCAAAUUGAACCCCCACACCAUGAACUGAAUCCCAUGCGUGUCCUCUUGAAAAUCGCCAAGUCCGAGCCACCCACGCUUGCUGCCCCUUCAAAGUGGUCUCUGGAGUUCCGGGACUUCCUGAAAAAAGCCCUUGAUAAGCAUCCUGAAACAAGGCCAAGCGCAGGACAGCUUCUGGAGCACCCAUUUGUAAACAAAAACAUAAAAAAUCGAGUAUUACGGGAACUUGUCGCAGAAGCAAAAGCUGAAGUUUUGGAUGAAAUAGAAGAAAAUGGAGAAAUGGAGGAGGAAGAGUCCCCAGAUCCAGUUUCUCCACCUGCAAAGAACGGCCAGUACUCAUCUGAUGUGGAAAAAGACAAGCACCCUGUUAGCAAUGGAAUAAAGCCUCUUGCAGAACAUUCAAAGGACCAAAGCCCAGACAGCACUAUAAGCAGCAAAGCUGACAGCAGAAGUUCUUCCGAGAAUAUUCAUGUACAGAGUCUUCACGGUGUAGAAGAUGCAAAGCCUGACAUUAUUAUCAUCAAUCCAUUGAUUGAAGUAGAUAGAAGGGGCCACUCUGCAGCUGAAAACCAUAGCAAAGACGCGGAUAAAGACCACACAUCAGUUACACCUAAUAGUCACAAGCCAAAGAGCAACCAAUAUGAACGUCUUUCUGCUGAACUAAUACAUAAUGGAAGCAUCAACUCUCCCUCGCGAUUCUUCAGCAGCUGGUCCAAAAGGGAUUCUGACUCAGGCAGCAAUUCUGCUUCAGACAGUAUGGAUCUCAGCAUGAACCUGUCAGCUGAUCUUUCCCUUAACAAAGAAACUGGUUCAUUAUCAGUCAGGGAGUCUCGACUUCACAGCAAAACACUGAAGCGUACCAGGCGAUAUUUAGUUGAUGGUGUUGAGGUGAGCGUUACAACCUCAAAGAUUAUUGGGGAUGAUGAUAAAAAAGAUGAAGAGAUGCGCUUUUUGAGGCGCCAGGAACUACGUGAACUGAGGCUGUUACAGAAAGAAGAGCACAGGAACCAGGCCCAGCUGAAUGCAAAACAUGUCUUACAGCUGGAGCAGAUGAUACGUCGCUUUGAACAGGAAAUGCAUGCAAAAAAAAAGUACUAUGAUACAGAACUUGAAAUGUUGGAACGCCAACAGAAGCAGCAGAUUGAGCACAUGGAACAAAUGCAUGCCAUGCGCAGGAGAGAUGAAACAAAGCGAAUUCGCACUGAGCAAGAAAAAGAAUAUAACAGAUUCCUUGAGCAGCUUAAAUUACGAAAAAGAGAGGUGAAGGCUGAAGUGGAGAGGCUUCCAAGACCACAACGAAGAGAGACCAUGAGGUUAAAAAAAAUGGAUGACUUUGCACAGAAGAAACAGUCAGAGGAGCAACACUUCCUAAAUAAGCAGAAAGAAGAUAUGGCUCUGGCCAUGAGUUCCAUCACCCUAGAGAACAAGAAAGAGAUUUACAGCAAGGAGAGGGAAUUUCUGAACAAGAAACAUCAACUUCUUAGAGACAGAGAAGCCUGCAUUUGGGAUUUGGAGGAACGCCACUUGCAGGAGAGACACCAGCUCAAUAAGCAGCAGCUGAAAGACCAGUACUUUUUACAGCGGCAUGAAUUGCUUAGAAAACAUGACAAGGAGAAAGAACAAAUGCAGAGAUACAAUCAGCGCAUGGUGGAGCAGCUUCGAUUACGGCAACAGCAGGAAAGGGCUCGACUGCCAAAAAUCCAGAGAAGUGAAGGAAAGACCAGGAUGGCAAUGUACAAGAAAAGCCUUCAUAUCAGUUCUAGUUCUAGUGGUGCAGAGCAGAGAGAGAAGAUUAAACAGUUCUCUCAGCAGGAGGAUAAGAGGCAGAAAGCAGAGAGAGCACAACAGCAGCAGAAACACGAGCACCAUCUACUGGAAAUGCAGGCUCAGUGUGACAGCAAUGCAAGGGAGCUGCAGCAGUUACAGAAUGAGAAAUGUCACCUUCUAGUGGAGCAUGAGACACAAAAAUUGAAGGCAAUUGAUGAUGGUCACAUUCAGAUGCUGAGAGACUGGAGAGAGAAGCUGAGACCCCGUAAAAAGGCACUGGAGGACGACUUAGACCAGAAGAAGCAGGAACAGGAAAUGUUUUUCCGCAUGAGCGAAGUAGAAGUCGGACGGACAAGGGGGAUCAGUCCAGAAACCCGCCAAGUUUUAUGCCUACAGUUCAGCGGAAGCGUCAUA
Staurois parvus is the source of this 2353-nucleotide messenger RNA. Lineage: Eukaryota; Metazoa; Chordata; Amphibia; Anura; Ranidae. The record is from the annotation of a GenBank genome assembly.